Nematolebias whitei (Rio pearlfish) is the source of this 691-nucleotide messenger RNA. Its product is annotated as eukaryotic elongation factor 2 kinase-like. Lineage: Eukaryota; Metazoa; Chordata; Actinopteri; Cyprinodontiformes; Rivulidae. The record is from RefSeq and is a predicted model, not a curated record. The transcript has 2 exons. Bases 105 to 344 code for a protein of 79 amino acids.
UGUAAAGUGGCAGACGCGUGCUCAGAAUUAAUUACGUCACAUCCUGUGUCCACAGAAAGCAGGACUGGGACGAAGCGGUGCACUGGUACGACAGCGCCCUCAACAUGACGGACUACGACGAGGGCGGAGAGUUCGACGGCACGCAGGACGAGCCUCGCUACUUACUGCUGGCCAGAGAGGCCGAGAUGUACCAGGAGGGCGGCCACAACCUCACCGCAGACCCACAGAAAGCAGGCGAUCUGUUUACAGAAGCCGCAGAAGCUGCCAUGGCAGACAUGAAAGGUCGCCUGGCCAACCAGUACUACAUGAAAGCCGAGGAGGCCUGGGCGCUGGUCGAGGAGUAACUGAUGACGUAAUUCAUCCCUCGGAGGCUGUGUUUGAUAGUCACUCUGGUUUUAACGCAUUCAGCAUUUACCCUGAAUGAUUACAGUUUACAUAUUUUUUACGACAGACUUUUUGCUGUUAGCAGUUUGUGUGUGUUUGCUGAGCCAUCGACGAUCAGACGUUUCUUUCUUCCAGUUUCUGUCUGUUGCUUUCUGACUUUAAUCAGCUCAACUCAUUCUCCAUUUACUUCCCUGUUCCUUCAUUACCGUUUUUUUUUAGGUGAAUGUGGUUGUAUAAAAGAAAUAAAAUAAUAAGAACAAAGAGAUUUGUUAAUAAACUAAGGUUGGAGGAGUUUAUGUAAAAAUAU